AACAAAGCAAAAUAAUGAAAAAAGAUCAGAGGUUUUACAGACAUUUGCCAAAAGAAAAUUUGAAAAGAAAACAAAUUCAAAAGGCGAUAUUGUACUUAACCACCGAAUGAGAAAUCUGAUUACUGAGAAAGAUUUCUCCUCGUCGAAAAUAACUGAAAUAACACCAAUGUUUAACAUAAUGAUCGUUCUGCUGUGUGUCAACUCAAAAGGCAGUUUGAAAAUCUUCUAAGUAAAAAGAAGAAGAAAAGUGUGCGAGUGAAAAUACCUUCCUUCAAACACCCCGCCAAGUCUUAAAUAAAUUCUGAUGCGAGUCAAUGAAUGUUUACGGCAGAAUUCAUAAUAAAACAUUUUAUCACAACAAUUUACUUUCUUUUUCGGCAAUUAUCCAGCUUCGAAUGAUCGGGAUGUAAUGGUGCUAUCAUUAUUUAACAGAAUGCCGAUAAAUAAACAAAUAAUAAAACAUGAUGAUUUUGAAUAUUACAAAUGACUGAUUUGGUAUUAUUAGCCAUAUGAUUACCUCCUUUUUUGCUAUUUCAAUUUCCUUCUGGUAUCCACAGUUAAUUAAUCCACAUGGUACAAUUAAGUUACAUACGAGUAUAUUCGCUAGAUAGACACUAAAAUAGGUAAUUAAAGCUCUAUAUCGUUAUAUAGACGUUAACAUAUUCAUUUAUUCAAAGGAAGUAUUCAGAAGUGAUUCAAUGGUAGCAAUGAGUUGGUUAACAGAGAUUCUCGCCAGUUUGUUUGGAAUGAUUUGGUUUGUCAACUGUCAAAUUGACGUCAAAAGCAGCCACUUUCAGCUUGUCAGACCGGAAGUCCGAACUUUAGUAACACAUGGAGAUAAUAUUACGUAUGCGUUUAGUAUUACCUUUAAUUUGUCUACAGCCGCUGAUGAUGUGUCCAUUGUUGUUAAUGGUUCCAGUUUAUUGGUUCUGGACAGCUCUGACCUACAGAAAACCAACUUCACAUGGCAAACACCGGACGGACUUGCAGUAGAAACGGAUGGCUUGAAUUUAGCUGUUGAAGUUAUCAAGGAAUCGGCACUGCACCCGGUCCCAGAAUUAGACAUUCAGUUUUCUACAAGUUAUGGUUCGCUGAACCUGCAAAGUAUGGCGGGUCAAAUAGAACUUCACGUUGCCGAUACAGCUGCACUUGGUUGCCUAUUGCGUCCCAUUAUGUAUAUUUUCUUUUUUUCGGAAGCUGCUCUGGUUCACCAAACAAUUAUACUUGGAGAAUAUGUCUUCAUGGAAUUACCGGGAGUUAAAAUAUCGUUACCAGAACCAGACUAUUUGGACAUGAAAGAGAGGUCCACGAUAAUAUCAAGCGUACGUUUGCCAACAAUCCCUUUAGAAGCAUCUUCACUUAGUGUAUACAUGCCGAGAAAUAUUUCGUCACCUUUUAAAUCAGCAAGUGCACCUUAUGGCAAGUACAUGUUUAUAAUACUGCAUUACUUUUUUUUAACUUGUUGAAACGGAUAACGAUAUCAUUUAUUUAGA
Ruditapes philippinarum (Manila clam) is the source of this 1493-nucleotide messenger RNA. RefSeq lists its product as uncharacterized. The coding region runs from base 699 to 1466 and encodes 255 amino acids. The record is from RefSeq and is a predicted model, not a curated record. Lineage: Eukaryota; Metazoa; Mollusca; Bivalvia; Venerida; Veneridae. The transcript has 5 exons.